AUGUAUAAAUAAAGCCACAUUAUCAUAUCAUAGAAGCUCCUGGCAUCAUGAAAAUUUCUGCAUUCCUAACUACAGCAAUUCUGUUUUGCGUUGCAACUCAAGUUUCAGCAUGGUGGGGAGGUGGUAGUAGUAGCAGUUCGUCACGUUCUAGUAGUGGUAGUGGUUCCAGUCGGUCAGGAUGGGGUUGGGGAAGUAGAGAUUCAAAUAGAAGAGUAUCAAUAUCAAGACCGGCUCCUAGGCCUAAACCUGCACCAAAACCUGCGCCCAAACCAAAGCCGUCGGGAGGGUGGUGGAGGUCAAGAACACCAGCUGUUAGCAGGAAUCCAGUGCCAAAGCCAAAACCGAAGCCUCUACCUACACCAAAGCCAUCAAAAGGAUGGUUGUGGUCAAGGAAACCAGUGAACAGGAUACCAGUGACCAAGCCAAAACCUAAACCACCAGUUGUUUCCUCCAUUAAAAACCCGAACUACAUACCAUAUAAAGAGAAAACAUUUAAGCAUCCAGAAAAUACAAAAGAUGUUAUUAAAGCAUUUGAAACUCACGGUGGAGAACCAAAUUUGAAAAUGUACAAUGCAAAGACAAAGGGAAUGAAAAAAGACCCAACAAUAGGUUAUGGAUUUAGCUUAGAUCGCAAGGAUGCCCGUAAAACAUUUAAGACCGUUUUGCCUGGUGUUGAUUUCGAUAGGGUAAAAGCUGGUACAGCGUCUAUCAAAAAAGAAGAUGCAAGGAAAUUGUUCAAUCAUGACGUCGACAAGAUUUAUCAACCACGGGCUAGAAACAAGCUUGGUGCUAAUGUUUUCGAUAAAUUACCGGCUAAUGUAAAGACAGCUGUAGUUAAUGCCCAAUACAGAGGUGACCUUGGACCAAAGACCAUUGGCUAUAUGAAGAAAGGGGAGUGGAAUAAAGUUAGCACUGAAUACCUUAAUCACAACGGUUACAAAAAUGCCUCUAAGAAUAAGAUGAAUGGAAUAGUGCAGAGAAUGAAUUGGAAUGCCAAACAAUUCGACUCAAUGUCUAAAAAUGGUUAAUGAAUUAAUGUUAAUUGACGAAAAUUUUUCGUCAAUCGAGAUAUAUGACAAUAAAAAGUCCAGAAAACAA
Messenger RNA from Mytilus trossulus (common blue mussel), 1098 nucleotides. RefSeq lists its product as uncharacterized. The coding region runs from base 48 to 1028 and encodes 326 amino acids. The record is from RefSeq and is a predicted model, not a curated record. Gene Ontology annotation, molecular function: lysozyme activity. The transcript is spliced from 12 exons. NCBI's taxonomy places the organism in Eukaryota, Metazoa, Mollusca, Bivalvia, Mytilida, Mytilidae.